Molecule: messenger RNA, 2484 nt
Organism: Fonsecaea multimorphosa CBS 102226
Lineage: Eukaryota; Fungi; Ascomycota; Eurotiomycetes; Chaetothyriales; Herpotrichiellaceae
Exons: 3
Coding region: 1-2484 (827 amino acids)
Biological process (GO): DNA double-strand break attachment to nuclear envelope; double-strand break repair
Cellular component (GO): nucleus; Cul8-RING ubiquitin ligase complex
Source: RefSeq, a predicted model, not a curated record
AUGGAGAACGAUCAGGAUGUGGUCGCAGAUAACGAACGAGGGCUAUUCGCCCAGUGCAGCUUUGCGAUCGUGCGCUCUGCUGACAUUUCGGAGAAAGAAGCCGAGACUUUGGCGGCCGACCUGAGACUGCACGAUGGCGAGGUUGUCAUGGACCAGUAUCCAGAACGUCUGAAUCUUCGAGGCAUAACCCACGUUAUUUCUGCCACGUCCGACUUCCCUGACUACAGCUCCUGCUGCGAUGCUCUGAUCCCUGUCAUCAAGCCCACCUGGGUCCAACAUUCACUCGCGAAGAACAAACUCGUCAAUCCACGUCAAUACAGCCCAGACCCUCGCUAUUUCAUGUCCGAUGUCGUCGCUUGUGUUGGCAAUUUGCCGCACAGUGACGCCGAGGCCAUAGCAGGAGGAAUACUAGCUAUGGGGGGCUUAUGGUCUCCUAAGCUCACAAACCAAAUAACUCACAUCAUUGCUCUGUCUAUGGAUUCCGAACCUGUCGAAAUUGCAGCAAAGAAGAAACUUGUUGUCAAAGUGGUCCUGCCGCAUUGGGUGGACGAUUGUCUGAAAUUGGGAAGAAAGAUUGACGAAACACCUUAUCAGCUUCCGUCUCCAGAGCUCUUGAGACCAGGCGAGGGCAGGACUCCCACCGCAAAGCGAAAGAAUCAAGUGGAUGGAGCUGCACAUCCCGACCCUGUUCAAUUGAAACAAAAUCCCAAUCCACCGCGGAAGUUGCAAAAUGUUUUCAAGAAGAAAGCUAUCAUGCUAGCCGAUGACUUGGGCAUCAGCCAAUAUCUUCGCGAGACGUUGGAUGAUCUCAUAACUGCUGGCGGGGGGACAGUCACAGACUCGGUGUCGAAAGCCGACAUGUAUAUCUGCAAGUAUCGGGAGGGAAAGGAUUACAAGACGGCCUCAAGAGCAGGGAAAGAUGUCGGAAAUUUGUCUUGGCUCUAUUUCUUGAUUCAAACCGACGAGUGGACGUCGCCAAUUCGCCGCAUGCUACACUAUCCCGUGGCAAAGAAUGGCCUGCCAGGAUUCCCAGGACUCAUCAUAAGUCUCUCAAACUACAGUGGCGAAGCGAGAACGUAUCUUGAGAAUAUGAUCACCGCCACUGGUGCCAAAUGCACCAAAACCCUCAAGCAGGACAAUACACAUCUCAUUACGGCCCACGACCAGAGUGAGAAGUGCGCCGCUGCAAAGGAAUGGGGAGUCCACAUUGUCAACCACCUCUGGUUGGAAGAGAGCUAUGCACGGUGGAAGUUGCAAAGCAUAACCGACACGAGAUACACCCACUUUCCCCAGCGCACAAACCUGAGCGAUGUUGUUGGCUACACUCAAUUGGACCGCAGUGUCCUUCGACAACAAUUCUUCCCUGACGACGACACCGAGAUGACGGAUGCCGCCGAUACUGGGGGAAAGCAUCGAGCGGAUAAAGGGACAGAGGAUAUCAAACAGCCAUCGUCUGUGAAAAGGAAUAAGAGCGAGCAGGGUGCCAAAUCUGGGCUCAGGAGUCCAGUGCAAAAGUUCCGAACCCCGGCGGCUCCCAGGUUCACCGCACUGGGCAAGGAGAACAUCACCCCGGAGAAAGUGACGCCGUCAACAACAAACAGUCGCAAGUCCAAGGAAGUUGCAGUGUCUCGUUUGCAAGUGCAAGCCGAGGAUAUCCUCCUUUUCACCAAGGAGAGCAAGCGAAAGGGCGGCGUGGUCUAUGGCGGGCGACGGAAAUCAGACCCUGAUCGUGUUCAAGUGGGUCAAAAAAGACCGAUCGAAGAAGUAGACAUUUUCGACAUGUCAGAUGAUAGCGAUGCGAAGAAGGUCAAACACGACGAUGCUCCUGUACUCCGUCUUGUGGUUUCUGGGUACAAGAAGUGGGCGACAAAUGGCAAAGCCGAAGAUCGUGACAAGAAACAACUUCGCAGCCUCGGGAUCCUUGUUAUUACCGACCCCAGCAAAGCCACACAUCUUGCCGCUCCCAACAUUGUCCGGACGCAGAAAUUCGUGAUUGCUCUUGCUUACGCGCCGUUGGUCAUCUCGACAGACUUUAUUGAUGCUUGUCUCGACGAGGACAAGUUACUGGAUCCGGAGAAGUACAAACUGCAUGACAAAGAAAAUGAGAAGAGGUUUCAGCUAUCUCUAGACAAGUCUCGGCAGCGGGCGAAGAAGAAUGCGAACCAACUUCUUCAAGGCCGGUGUAUCUACUGUGUGGAGAAUAUCCCUGGCGGCUUUGACACGUUCAAAGCCAUUGUGGAAGCCAACGGUGGGCGAUGUAUGUUGUGGAAGAACCGUAAAGGAACCAUAGUGCCGUCCGGACGCGAUGACAACCACGAUGUAUAUUUGCUUAGUGACAACGGGAAGGGCAAUGAAGGUCUGUGUUCACGCUUCAAAGAGAUGGCCGAGGGUAGUCGCAAGGUACCGAGAAUCGUGAGGUCAGACUGGCUGUUGGAGACUGCAAUGUCCCAGGAGAUACAGCCAACGAAACGUUACGAGUUAUAG